Messenger RNA from Colletotrichum destructivum, 1692 nucleotides. RefSeq names its product Putative glycoside hydrolase, family 76, six-hairpin glycosidase superfamily. Bases 77 to 1279 code for a protein of 400 amino acids. The transcript is spliced from 3 exons. Gene Ontology annotation, molecular function: mannan endo-1,6-alpha-mannosidase activity. The record is from RefSeq and is a predicted model, not a curated record. Gene Ontology annotation, biological process: fungal-type cell wall biogenesis; carbohydrate catabolic process. Lineage: Eukaryota; Fungi; Ascomycota; Sordariomycetes; Glomerellales; Glomerellaceae.
GCCGUGACCGCUUCGACAUCGUCCGGCUCACCAGCACCUCCUUGCACUCGCCCAAAGUGGGUUAUCGUCGGGUAUCAUGAUGGCGUUCGUCAAGCUUGCUCUUGUUGCCUCCGUGGCCGUAACUGCAGCGUCUGCUUUCACUGCGCCCAUCACACUUGAUGUGGCCAACCCAGACUCCGUCAAGGCAGUUGCUAGUAGUCUUGCCUUUGGUGCCAUGUCAUAUUACACUGGCAAUGUUUCCAGCGACCCAAAGAUGGUUGGUGACUUGCCGGAGCCAUACUACUGGUGGCAAGCCGGCGCCCUCUGGGGAAUUAUGAUGGAUUACUUCCACUACACUGGCGACCCGACAUACAACGACGUGGUCACGCAAGCCCUCACCGCCACUGUUAACACAGGCCCGAACUUCGACUACAUGCCGCCGGAGCACGCGUCCGAGGAGGGCAAUGACGACCUCGGCUUCUGGGGCUUCGCUGUCAUGGCCGCUGCCGAGCGGGACUUCCCCCAAGCCAACGCCAGCAUCCCCUCCUGGCUCACCAUGGGCCGCAACAUCUUCAACUCGCUCGCCACGCGCUGGAACACGACGCACUGCGGCGGCGGUCUCCUGUGGCAGAUCUACGAGAGCAACCCCAACGGUCUCAACUACAAGAACUCGGUCAGCAACGGCGGCUUCUUCCAGCUCGGCGCCAGGCUGGCCGCCGCCACGGGCGACGCCGCCUACGUCGCCUGGGCCAACCACGUCUGGGACUGGUCCGUCAACGUGGGCUUCAUCGACAAAGACCUCAAGGUAUACGACGGUGCCGACGCCCGCGACAACUGCAGCAAGACGAACUACCUGUCCUUCACCUACUCGACUGGCAUCUACCUCUACGGCGCCGCCGUCAUGGCCAACUACACGGGGCAAGAGCUCUGGAGGGAGCGCACCAGGAAGAUGCUGGAGACGACGCGUUCGAGCUUUUUCUCCCCCGCUGAGAACAGCACAAACAUCAUGUACGAGCCCGCCUGUGAGACGGUCAACACCUGCAACACGGACAUGAAGACUUUCAAAGGGUACCUGUCUCGCUUCCUCUGGCAGUCGGCCGUCGCCAUGCCCGAGCUCCUCCCACAGGUCAAGGAGAUUCUGGUGCCAUCCGCCCUUGCCGCUGCCCACGUGUGUGAGGCCACGGAGACGAAUGUCACAUGCGGCCAGAAGUGGUACGUAGGCGGCAGUGACGGCAGCCUUGGCCUCGGCCAGACCAUGAGCGCCCUUGAGAUCGUCCAGGGUCUCAUUGUCAGUCACUAGUAGGUGUUGGCUUUGUCCAUCCCCCGAACCCUACGUCGACCAACAAACAACCCCGGUUGCCAACUGUCGCUGGCCCUUUCCCUACCUGUAUACAUUACAUACACAGAACAGCCCGGGAGUCCGCUGCUCGUCAACGACAGGCACAAUUAUCCGGACGUCUGCCAACCGAUUGUGCAAACGACACUGACAGCAAGGCCAGUCCCAUGGAUAGCACAUCAGCGCCCCUGGACAACUCGACGGUCAGGAAUCCGCAAGACAGUGGCGCUAUUCACGUCAGUUGAUACGGCCAAGCACUUUUGUGGCGGCCUUGCCGCUUUGGAUACUUGGGUUACUGUGACCGAGGUUGUCGAGACGAACUAAAAGGGGUAACAUUCCGAUCUAAAGAGCUGUAAGACCUCGUCUGUUCCCAAAAA